AUGUUUAUCGACAACUAUCUCGCCUACUCCCUCGCCCUCUCCAUCUUCGUAAUCGCAACCGCCCUCUACUUCACCCGAGCACGAUGGAGCUCGCACCUCCCGCAUCUUCCCUUCAGCCGGUGGUUCUACUCGCGCCUCCCCGGCCACUCCUCCUUCGCCGACGACAUGGAAGCCGGAUUCAGCAGCGCCCACUUCGACCUGGCCGGCAACGUUGCGGGCGGCGACUCGCGUGCCGGUCUUGACGGCGCCGCCAAGGCUGAGGUGCACCGCAUCAUGCGCACGAGGGGCUGCAACUUCGACGAGGCCCGUCGCAUCUACACCCAGGCCCGCUUCGCCAAGAACAACAUCGGUCCCGAUGGCCUGCCUAGGGAUCCCAAGUUCGUGUCUUUCUCGUGA
This is a messenger RNA of Lasiodiplodia theobromae, 396 nucleotides long. Its product is annotated as Protein precursor. The record is from RefSeq and is a predicted model, not a curated record. NCBI's taxonomy places the organism in Eukaryota, Fungi, Ascomycota, Dothideomycetes, Botryosphaeriales, Botryosphaeriaceae. The transcript is spliced from 2 exons. Bases 1 to 396 code for a protein of 131 amino acids.